Castor canadensis (American beaver) is the source of this 1634-nucleotide messenger RNA. It is a transcript of the gene Farsa, whose product is annotated as phenylalanyl-tRNA synthetase subunit alpha. Gene Ontology annotation, biological process: phenylalanyl-tRNA aminoacylation. NCBI's taxonomy places the organism in Eukaryota, Metazoa, Chordata, Mammalia, Rodentia, Castoridae. Gene Ontology annotation, molecular function: phenylalanine-tRNA ligase activity; tRNA binding; ATP binding. The record is from RefSeq and is a predicted model, not a curated record. Gene Ontology annotation, cellular component: cytosol; cytoplasm; phenylalanine-tRNA ligase complex.
CGACCACGCUGUGCGUGCUGGGAGCAGCCAUGGCGGAUGGUCCUGUAACUGAACUGCUGCUGCGCCGGCUUGAGGCAGCGGAUGGUGGCCUGGACAGUGCGGAGCUGGCCGCGCAGCUGAACGUGGAUCACCAGGCGGUGGUGGGCGCCGUGAAGAGCCUACAGGCCCUAGGCGAGGUCAUCGAGGCUGAGCUUUGCUCCACCAAACGCUGGGAGCUGACCACUGAGGGAGAGGAGAUUGCCCGGGAAGGCAGCCAUGAGGCCCGUGUGUUCUUCAGCGUGCCCCCAGAAGGCCUGGCACAGAGCGAGCUCAUGCGCAUGCCCAGUGGCAAGGUGGGCUUCAGUAAGGCCAUGUCUAGCAAAUGGAUCCGUGUGGACAAGAGUGCGGCGGAUGGGCCCCGGGUGUUCCGAGUGGUGGACAGCGUGGAGGACGAGGUGCAGCGGCGGCUUCAGCUGGUCCAGCGGGGGCAGGCAGAAAAGUUGGCUGAGAAGGAAAGAAGCGAGCUCAGGAAGCGGAAGCUGCUGACUGAAGUGACCCUGAAGACCUACUGGGUGAGAAAGGGCAAGGCCUUCAGCACCAGCGUCUCCAAGCAGGAGGCAGAGCUGAGCCCAGAGAUGAUCUCCAGUGGCUCCUGGCGGGACCGACCCUUCAAGCCAUACAACUUCCUGGCCCGUGGCAUGCUCCCUGACAGUGGCCACCUGCACCCCUUGCUCAAGGUCCGCUCCCAGUUCCGUCAGAUCUUCCUGGAGAUGGGGUUCACCGAGAUGCCGACCGACAACUUUAUCGAGAGCUCCUUCUGGAACUUUGACGCGCUCUUCCAGCCCCAGCAGCACCCAGCACGGGACCAGCAUGACACCUUCUUCCUGCGAGAUCCAGCUGAGGCCCUGCAGCUCCCAAUGGACUAUGUGCAUCGGGUGAAGCGGACCCACUCCCAGGGUGGCUACGGCUCACAGGGGUACAAGUACAGCUGGAAACUGGAUGAGGCCCGGAAAAACCUGCUACGCACACACACCACAGCUGCCAGUGCUCGUGCCCUCUACCGCCUCGCCCAGAAGAAGCCCUUUGUGCCGACCAAGUACUUCUCCAUUGACCGUGUGUUCCGGAAUGAGACCCUGGACGCCACACACCUGGCUGAGUUCCACCAAAUUGAGGGCGUGGUGGCUGACCAUGGGCUCACCCUGGGCCACCUCAUGGGUGUCCUACGGGAGUUCUUUACCAAGCUGGGGAUCACUCAGCUGCGUUUCAAGCCAGCCUACAACCCGUACACCGAGCCCAGCAUGGAGGUGUUCAGCUACCACCAAGGUCUGAAGAAGUGGGUGGAAGUUGGGAACUCUGGGCUCUUCCGCCCGGAGAUGCUCCUGCCCAUGGGGCUUCCCGAGAAUGUGUCUGUCAUUGCAUGGGGCCUCUCCUUGGAGCGCCCGACGAUGAUUAAGUACGGCAUCAACAACAUCCGGGAGCUGGUGGGCCACAAGGUGAACCUGCAGAUGGUGUACGACAGUCCCCUGUGCCGCCUGGACUACGAGCCAAGGCCCCCGCAGACGCAGGAGGCUGCGUGACAUGGCCCAGCCCCCGAGUGCCUGUGCACCCUGCACCAGUGACCCCCUUAUUUAUGAGGCCUCUGUGAGGCCAGCCCC